This is a messenger RNA of Mus musculus (house mouse), 7399 nucleotides long. RefSeq names its product microtubule associated tyrosine carboxypeptidase 2 (gene Matcap2). The transcript is spliced from 7 exons. Lineage: Eukaryota; Metazoa; Chordata; Mammalia; Rodentia; Muridae. The coding region runs from base 5926 to 6945 and encodes 339 amino acids. The record is from RefSeq and is a predicted model, not a curated record.
AAAGAGAAAAGGCCAAGACCUGACCAGAAAGCAGUGGCAAAAAGGAUCAGACAAAGAAAAGCUUCACUGGCCUGAACAUGAACUUGCUAAGAAGUUUGUUCUAAAUGCAGAAGAGGCAUUGAUCACUGACAGCAAAAGAAGCUUUUCGAGUUUGUCCUCUGGGAUUCUCAAGGACACUUUCACAACUGGAACCAGUAGUUACAAUGUUCUACUACAGAGCAAGGAGGAGAAAAAGCACCGUUCACAAAAGCGGUUUUCCUCUGCCAGCUCCAAACAACAUAGGAAGCCCAGCAAAUCUCCUAGCUCCUCUCAUAGCAAAGAUCCUAGCAGGAUGACAGCCCUGGUGCCUGGGACAGGCGCUGGCACUUGGUACUGCCUAGACGGGCAGUCUGCUGUUUUUGUUACUAGCUCAGUACCAAGUCCUGUAAAGUUCACCCGUGAUAUCUCUAUUACAGGAAGCGGCCUAGCACUGCCACCUAAACCAAAAAGCAAGGUCAAACGACGCAAUCUGACCCGGCUUCCAAAGCCAAAGCAACAGCCUCAGCUGUGUAGAAGCUUUGAGAGAGGAGAUGACAUUUCUGGGAAAAAGCUUUGUAUAUUGACUGCUAUAAAGCCCAUCAACCUGGAGAAGGAAAAGCUGCGGUUCUUCAAGUCGGACUAUACUUACAACCCUCAGUUUGAGUAUGCCAAUCCCACUCUGCCAGGGGUGUUAGCCAAACACAGCAACGCCUCUGACCGGUUUCUUAAGCAGGUAAAAUACCACUUUGGUAGUAGUAUGUAUAUCGUUAUGUAGCUAAAGUGAUUAUCUACCAUUGUGUAAGCAAAAGGAGAUGCCUUCAUAUCCUCUAUUAUCAACACCCACCAGGGAGGGGUAGCUAUGUGAUAAGAAAUUUGUAGGGAGUGUUUUUGCUCACCUGUAUGAGAACUAUGUUGUAGUAAUAAAAAUCUACACACUCUGCGCUGUGUUCUCUGACUAGAAGACACUAGUCUGUUUUUUGACUUAGAAUUAUGAAUUGUGGCUCAUUAGCCAACACACAGAUAAGGGCUAGGUAGACUGCACUGUUUGUGGUCAUCCCCCCCCCCCGUGCCCCCCGGGGUCUAGGAGAUCAAACUCGGAGGCUUGGACAUUCUGGGCAAUUGUUCUCCAUCGGAUGACAUCCCUUCAUGAGCACAAGAGAGACAGGCUCUAGUAACCCAGGCCAACCUCAGAUUAACAGUAGGACUGAAGAGAGUCUUGAACUCUAGAGCUCUCUGCUUUUACCUUCCAAGUACUGGGACCAGGCUGCUGAGAUGGCUCAGCAGGGAAAGGCUCCUGCCACUAAAUCUGACAACCUCAGGUAGUCAGUCCCCAAGACACAGGGUUAGAUGGGAGAGAACAACUGCAUAUAUUGUCCUCUGACUUCCAGAUACAUCUGCCACAUCACACAUACAGUUUGAAAAAUAAAUAAACUAAGUCCUGGGAUUACAAGAGUGUGCUCUCCAUAACUACAUUAUAAAGCUUUUUAAAAUUGUAAAAUGAUUUUAAAUAUGCUGUGUAUCUCCCUUGGGAGAACUCUUCUCUUGCUCUGUGUUUUCCAGUGAGCACUCACUCUUUUAUUUGCUUGUGGUUCAGACAGGAUUUCAGAUGCGCAGAUUUCAGAUGCGCAGCCUGGUCUAGAGUUCCUGUGUAGGGAAAAUGACCUUGACCUUCUGAUUGUCUAUCUGCUUGCUUUAUGCUGGGGAAUCAGACCUUGGGCUUCAAGCAUCCGAGGCAAGCCCUACCCAUUGAGCUACACCCAGGCUAGUUCGCUGUUCUUUUUAGUUCCUAUCAUCCUUGUGCCUUUUGUCUUCUCUUCUUUAUUGUUACAUAAGAAAAUACAUAAUCAUUACAUAGGAAAAUGUUUAAAAUCAUUCUAAGUGGUUACCUCCCCUCAGUGCUGAAAACAACUUUUUGAGGCUGUGCAUACAAGUCACUCUAGCACUUAGGAGGCUGCAGUAGGAAGAUCUCCAGUAUGAGCUAGCCUGGGCUACUUCUAGUUUCAUUCUGUUGCUGUGAGAGAACAGACCAGACGCAGUGUAAGGGAGAUGGGUUCUCAUCCCUGAGGGAAGUCAGGGCUGGAAUUGGAAGGCAGGGAACUGGCUCACAGCUCUGCAAGUACAGCAGAAAGCAUGGGAAAUCACUGCUGGAUGGGUCCCUCACAGGCAGGACCAUGCUUUCUCGGCCGCGUAUAUAGUCCAGUCUGCUUGCCAGAAAAUGAGGGCUGUAGUUCAGUGCUAGAGCUCUUGCCUAGAGUGUAUGAGGCCCCAGAAUAAUUACCAAAUACUGGCAGAUUUUUUUUUUAUUAAAACACUUAUUCAAUGUGUAGGUGUUUUGCUUGCAUGUAUGUCUGUAAAAUGUGUGUACUUGGUGCCCAUAGAGACCAUAAACUGGAGUUACAGACACUUGUGAAUCGCCAUGUAAGUGCUGGGACUCAAACCAGGGUCCCCUGCAGGGGCAGCCAAAGUUCUGAACCUCUGAGUCCUCUCUGUCCCCUUGCCGUACUGUUUUAAAGGCUGGGUUUAAGGAUGCCGUGCCUAUAUUCCUAGCACCUGGAAAGUUUCGGACAGGACAACCAAGGUCAAGGUCACCCUUGGCUACACAGCUCAGGGCUAGCCUAGGCCAUGUGAGACCCUAUCUGAAGUCUUCCCUCCUACCCUUACACCCCCACACAAAGACUAUCUUGUUGGGUACAAUUGGAUUAUGCCUGUAGUUAGAGUUUUGAGAAGCUAAGGUAAAAUGGUCUUCUGAGUCUAUGAAGAUAUUCAGAAUUAAGGAGAAAAAUCUUAGAUUUUACAACUUUUUAAAAAGAAAGGAAAUGGGGUUUGGGGGUUGGAUAUUAGCAACAUAGGAAAGACAAUGCUCCUAAUAAAACACUUAUUUGAGGGGCUGGAGAGAUGGCUCAGUGGUUAAGAGCACUGACUGCUCUUCUGAAGGUUCUGAGUUCAAAUCCCAGCAACCACAUGGUGGCUCACAGCCAUCUGUAAUGAGAUCUGAUGCCCUCUUCUGGGGUGUCUGAAGACAACUACAGUGUACUUACAUAAAAUAAUAAAUAAGUCUUUAAAAAAAACACUUAUUUACACUAAAUUCUAAAAUUAAAGUCUAGCAAUCCUGACAAAGUCAAUACUUUAUAGAGAUUUGGGAAAUAGAUUACAGAGCACGGACUUCCCCAUGUCCAUUUUGUCCUUAUAACAAUUCCAUAAGGUAAGUAGGAUAAAGGCCUUGGUAUCUCCAUGGUAUCAGUGAAGAGAGCAAGCCCAGGAAAGGUGGAACCACAUUGCUAAGUGGUGGAGCCUUACUGGGAAGCCAGGACUCCUAACCGUUCCUCUUCCGACAGGGUCACCCCUCCUCCUGUAUCAGUGUCCCCAUUGUAAAUAGGUAUUUACUGAAUCAAACUGCACUUGAGAAGAGAGAGUAUUUGUUAGCACAUAACUGUGGAAGUAGCUUGUGAUGGUCAAAUUCCAAACAAAACCAAACUAGCUAAUAGUCUGAAGAAGAUCUGUUAGUUGGGCACUGAGGUUGUUCAGAACGUUUGCCGUCUCACCAAAGACAACCACGGUCAUUUGUAGAGAAAACGAUUUCAUUUUAUAGAUGAAGUAUUUCCAUGCCUUGUGCUAGUUUUAAACUUAGGAUGGACUUCAGGAUGCUUACUAUGGCACACUCCUUUAGCCCCAGAACUCGGGAGCAGAGGCAGGCAGAUCUCUUGAGUUCAAGGCCAGCCUGGUCUAUUCAGUUGAGUUCCAAGACCUCCAGGGCUACACAGAGAAACCCUGCUUCGAAACCAACCAAACAAAGCAGAUUCUGGGGCCAGAGGUGGGCUGCACGCCUUUAACCCCUGUGCUCAGGGGCCAGAUGUUGGCUGCAUGCCUUUAACCCCCAUGCUCAGGGACCAGAUGUGGGUUGCACGCCUUUAAUCCCCUGCUCAGGGGGCAGAGGUGGGCUGCAUGCCUUUAAUCCCCUGCUCAGGGGGCAGAGGUGGGCUGCAUGCCUUUAAUCCCCUGCUCAGGGGGCAGAGGUGGGCAGAUCUCUGUGAAUUGACACUGGACCUGUCUCAAAAAAACAGUCACUGUCUUAGGUGUCACUGUCUAUUGCUGUGACAAAACACCAUGACUAAAAAGCAAGCUGGGGAGGAGAGGGUUUAUUGACUAGCUUACACUUCCACACUGCUGUUCAUCAUUAAAGAAAGUCAGGACAGGAGCUCAAGCAGGGCUGGAACCUGGAGGCAGGAGCUGAUGCAGAGGUCAUGGAGGGCGCUGCCCACAGACUUGCUCCUCGCCCCCCUAACCCCCCCCCCCCCCCGUUUGCUCAGCCUUCCUUUUUAUUGAACCCAGCCCAGGAUGGCACCACCCACAAAUGGGCUGAGCCCUCCCUGCCCUCCCACACUGAUCACUGAUUAAGAAAGUGCCUUACAGUUAGAUCUCAUGGAGGAGGCAGCCCAUCAACUUAGGCUCUUCCUCUCUGCUGCCUCUAGCUUGUGUUAAACUGACCCACAAAAUCAGCCAGUACAAUGCACCCCCUCCCCCCCCAACAAAACCAAGCAAAAAACCAGGUUCUGAUUUAAUAGGCAUAAAGACCAGCUGCGAGCCAAGGCCUGCGUUUACAACAGCCUGGCUAUCCUAGUGCCUGCCACUGCCCCUGGCCCUCCUGAGUAGCAAGGCUUUGGCAGCAAAGGCCUGUUGGAGUAUUUUGAGUUGUGAUAACUUUAUGAUGCGCCCUCAUUCCUUACUAAUGUAUUCGUGUGUUGACUCACACAUUGUGAUUUUUCCCUCCUAUUUUGACGUAUCAGAUGUGUUGUUUAUAGUGCUGUACAGUACGGACCCGUAUCAGCAUGGAUGUGCUGGUUAGCAUUUACUGAUGACAGAGGUCGACGCACCUUCUCAGUGCUGGCAGAUCGCCACUGUCCUUACCAGUCUCACAACAGCCCAGAAACAGGAUUUCUUUUCAUACGUUUUAUUGAAGAUUUGUUUUAUGUUCUGUAUAUGAGGUGUUUUAAAAAGAUUUACUGGUUGUUAUGUGUAUGGGUCUUUUCACUGUGUGUAAGUGUGGUGAAUGCAUAGAUGCCUAUGGAGGCCAGAGGCAGAUGUUAGGUGCCUGGAAAUGAGUCACAGACCACUGUGCACUGCUGUGUGAGUGCUGGGGCCCAGACUGGGUGGAUCUGCCAGAGCGGCCCACCCGCCUGCCCAGAGGGCAGCGAAGUAAACGCUCACCUCACAGAAUUGUCAGGUGUCCUCUCAAUUAGAGUCUUGUUUCCUGUGGCUUUCUUGGAGGUUCUGAUAAUUUGUGUUUUUUUUUAAACCAGAUUUUUAAUUAGUUUUCACUUUGUGUAUAUUUGGAAAAACAUCUCAACUUUUUAAGAUGAUGAGAAGUGGAUAGUACAUUGCCCUAGACGAAAGAUGGAAAUAUUUUAAGACUGUCACCCUCCUCCUCAUCAUCAUCACUGUCACCAAAGAGUAUUAUUUUUUGUCACGAGAAUAAAAGCUUGCUUUGCCCUUCAGUAGUCUUUCAGGCUUGUGCUCCGCUGCCUGUAUUUCCGAUCGGGACUUUUGUUUGCCUCUUGAAUAAAUUUUCCUUGCUACUUUGCCCAAAAAAAAGCACAUGUAUCCAAGUGGUGCCCAGACAUAAAUGCAGGCGAAAUACCCAUAACACACAAGUAAAUAAAUAGAUGCAUUCUAAGCAGACUUUAUAGAUCGUUACAGAGGUGAUUUUAUAGAUUGUUAGAGAGGACUGGUUGUCUUGUAUGUUUUUAAAUUUUUAAGUUUUUCCCCCUUUAUCUAAAUGGUACUUGUAACCUACUAACUGAUUUGGAGCCAUACUCGGUUUACAUUGGAGUUCUUCCAAACCACCAUGUAUCUUGUCAAGAAGCCAAUAUCCUCUCUAUCCAGCUUCUCCUAGCGGCAGUUACAGGUGCAAUGUGCAGUAUGUCAGCUGCACCAUCUCUGGCUAAAGAGACUAGAAGACAGGGAAGAAGAGCGUGUGUAUCGUCCCCGACCUCCUUUCCCUUUUCGGUUGGCCUCACUGUGUAUCCUGGAGGCGCCCCACAGGAAGCAGCUAAAGAUCAGACACGCGCCACUGGGCCAGCAAGGGCACUUUCCAUCAAUAUUAUGGAGCUGACUUUACAAAAAUAUGGAAGUUAUGAAAAAUUUGAACAAGCUACUGGUGGUAGCUUGUUGUCUAAAACUCGAAUCUGGAGUCAUGUUAGAAAGUACAUGGUGAAGGAAGGCUGCCUGGGAGAGAUUGUAGUUCAUCUCACCGAAGACCUGCUUUCCAGGGCAUCCAUGACGGUAGUAAACGGAUGCCCGACUCUAACCAUCAAUAUUUCUACUGCACGAGAGCACUGGCUGGAGGGCAUGCUGAGGCACGAGAUAGGCACACAUUAUUUUCGGGGUAUUAACAACCUUCAGCAACCGUGGAACAGUUGGAUUGGCCGAAAAAAACAUGAGCUAAAGCCCAACAACCCAACGGAGGAAGGGCUGGCAAGCAUCCACAGUGUCCUGUUCAGAAAAGACCCCUUCCUGUGGAGGGCCGCUCUCCUGUACUACACGGUGUAUAAAGCCAGCCACAUGUCCUUCUGUGAACUCUUCAAAGACAUUGGCAAGUUUGUCAAGGACCCUAAUACAAGAUGGGACUAUUGUGUAAGAGCCAAGAGAGGGUGGACUGACACUUCUGAGCCCGGGUGUUUCAGUAAGGACCAGGUCUACUUGGAUGGAGUCCUUCAAAUCCUGCGAUUCAGAGAGUCCAUAGACUUCCAUCUGCUGACUGCCCUGGGCAAGGUAUCUUACGAAGAUGUGGAUCGCUUAAAAGAAUUGGCAGUUACUGAAAACAUGCGAGUCCCACAUUUCCUUCAUGAUCACAGCCGGUACAUGGAGCACUUAGAGAGGAUCAUGGAGGUGAACGAGCUGACAGACGCUGAGCUGAAAAACCUCAUCUAAGCAGCAGAGCCGGCUCUUCAUGGCUGUUAGCAGCUAGGGCACCCAGCACCUGCAGAACUAGAGGAGAGCAGCUGACCUUCGCUUGUUGAAGACCAGCUCUCAGGAUCCAGCUGAAAUUCUAGGUUCCAUGUAGACCUGAAACUAUUUUCCUAGAACAUUUCUAUAGACUUCGGGUGGAAGUCACUUGUCUUUUCAUUCAGAUCUCUCCAGAGACAAAUGAAGACUUCGCUGCUGGUGACACCACGAUGAGCUGUGAACUUGGGCACCAAGGCCAGCUCUGGAUUGGAGGUGGCCAGUCUAAUGCUCUGCAGUAUAAACCCCAAGGUUCUAUUUCCUCUCCUAAACAGAGAGAGUUGUUCUUUGAAAUAGCCAUUUUGUACACCAGAGAAGGCUAGCAAUAUCUAAGCUCUUAUUUUUCUUAUGUUAAGUAAUAUUAAAAGGAGAUUGAAAACUU